ACAUCUUCAUGGUUAUUUGAUAUUCUAUCGGGGCAUGACUACUUCGAAGCGUUUCAUGACACCUACUACUCACAUAACACUAACCAGGAGACGGUGCAGAAACUCUCUCGUGCCUGUACUACCAAAUCAGACAAUAUAGUAUACCCACUGUCGCUGCUGCCUCAGAAAUCCAACCCUGUAUUCUCGGAUACCAACAUGAGUAAAAGCCCACAUGUAGCCAUUAUUGGUGCAGGUUUUUCUGGCCUGAGAUGUGCAGAUAUUCUUGUACAAAAUGGCGCGCGAGUGACAAUCUUUGAAGCCAGAAAUCGUGUCGGAGGGAGGGUUCACCAAAGCAAGGUUGGGGAUCAUUUAAUAGAUCUCGGCCCAAACUGGAUCCAUGGCACUGGUACAAAUCCAAUAGCGACCAUUGCAGAAACGACGAAGACGACCAUGGAAGAUUUCGAGGGAAAUCAAGCAUUCAUCUCUAUGGAUGGAAGCCCUAUUGACGACAACACAGCUACGAAAAUCUCGGAAUUCGUGUGGAUGACCAUUGACAAAGCAUUCAAGUACAGUAACGCUCAUAAAGAUUCUAUCCCACCGGAACGAAGUCUGUUCGACUUCUUCCUAGACCAAGUCGAGAAAGUAAACUUUACUCCGGAAGAGAAAAAAUGGUGUAUUGAGACCUGCAGACAAUGGGGAGCGUACGUCGGUGACCCAAUCGAAAGACAAAGUCUGAAGUUCUUUUGCCUGGAAGAAUGUAUAGAUGGCAACAACUACUUUGUAGCAUCCACGUACAAAGACAUACUCGCCCACGUCUCGAGGGCCGCCCUGCAGCACGCCGAUAUCCGAUUCAACCAACCAAUCACCAACAUCAACUCCAACGUGCAACCAGACCCAAAUGCACCUCACAAAACAACAUUAACAACCGCCACAGGCGAAACUCACACGUUCGAUGAAGUGGUAGUAACAUGUCCACUGGGAUGGCUAAAGCACAACAAAUCCGUAUUCACCCCAGAGCUCCCUGCCCGUCUCGUCCAAGCAAUCGACAACAUCUCCUACGGCCGCUUAGAAAAGGUUUACAUCACAUUCCCGCGGGCCUUCUGGCAUAAGGAUCCCAAUGACCUCACCACCAGUGGAGCCACAAGUUAUAGCGCCUAUGAGCGUCCAAUCUUCACUCAAUUCCUCGAUCCCACAUACACAAAAGGACCCGAGGGCAUCCUCUGGAACCAAGAAUGCCUAUCUCUAGCCGCUCUCCCCGCGGAUUGCGCUCAUCCAACUCUCCUCUUCUACACUUACGGGCCCUGUGCUACAUAUAUAGUAUCUAAAGUGGCCAACCUCGACCCCUCGUCUCAGGAAUACUACGAUUUCCUCGAUGACUUCCUCCGCCCAUUCUACUCCCGUCUGCAUGGGUAUUCAGAGUCAUCGCCCGAUUGUAAACCGCUCGCCGUAAUGGCAACCCAGUGGCAGAAUGAUCCCUACGCCGGGAAUGGGUCGUAUUGCAACUUUCAGGUUGGGCUCAGUGAGGGCGAUCGAGAUAUCGAGGUUCUGCGAGCGGGACUCGGGCCGCAUCGUGGGGUGUGGUUUGCUGGAGAGCAUACGGCGCCGUUCGUUGCGCUUGGGACGACGACUGGGGCGUACUGGAGUGGUGAGCGUGCUGCUGGACAAAUCUGCCAAUUAUAUGGUCUUGGUAAGUUGGGGCUAGGCUUGGAAAGGGAUGAUUCUUUACCUUCUGCCAGUGGGGAAAGGGUUGUGGCUUCCGUGGACGGAGAUGUUGAGAUAUAA
Aspergillus nomiae NRRL 13137 is the source of this 1761-nucleotide messenger RNA. Its product is annotated as flavin monoamine oxidase family protein. NCBI's taxonomy places the organism in Eukaryota, Fungi, Ascomycota, Eurotiomycetes, Eurotiales, Aspergillaceae. The annotation marks the transcript as partial. The record is from RefSeq and is a predicted model, not a curated record. Gene Ontology annotation, molecular function: oxidoreductase activity. The transcript is spliced from 4 exons.